AUGACUGAACAAACCAAUCCAAAUAUAACCAGUGCGUUGGGGAUAGAUCCUACCGUCAGCGACAAGUUGACUGCAGCCUUGGACCAAUUGCAGCUAGACGUUAUUGACGAGACUAAGCCCAAUGAAAUAGUACCACAGAACAAGGAAAUCAAUGGUACAGCUUUACCAAGCCAGCAGAUGUUACCACAAUCUGUUCCACCCCCAAUGAUGGAUAUGAACUUCUCUUAUUCUCAGAUAAUGCCAAUGCCACAUCAAGGUGGAUACUAUCCUGUCCCUAAAUUCCCAGACGCAAAUUUGCAAUUGAAGAAUAUGAAUGGUCCAAUGUUGUUCUCCAACGGGAUUGAUAUAUCUGGUAUUCCAAGUAUUCCACCAAACACCUCACCAAUGGGAGGCGCUCCAAUAUUUCCCGUCGACAAUGCUCCCUUCAAUCCACUGAACGUACCUAUGCCACCUCUACCGCCCCCUCCUGCCCCUGCUUUAAACAAUACUGUUUGGCCUGCAACUGGCCCUGUAGGCCCGAUUAACGCAAUUGAUGAGGGCAGCGUUUUAGAUGAUUCUGUACCAUUGCAAAAUGGUCCAGGUGCGGCGAUGAUCGGCUCAAGAAGACAAACCUUCCAUGCCAUAUCCACAAAAGAUUUAAUUGCGAAGGCAUCAGAAUUGGCCCAAUCAAAUGACAAGAAUAAUCUUCUACCCAACACGAACACCAUCGGAGGCUCAACUGCGCUCGGAGCAUCCUCUAAUGUGGGUUUUAAAACCAGAACCCAGUCUUCUUCAAUGUCAAAGGGCGAUCGCAGCAACUUAGUUUUUUUACCACCCAAGAACUCUAUUAAAUUAACAGGUAUCUCUAAUGAGGCUGUCGCCAACGAUAAGGAAAACGGUAAAGACAUUAGCGCACCAAGCACUUAUGCUGCAGCUUACCCUUAUGGUGGCCCUUUGGUACAAAACACCCCGAUAUCAGUAGAUGGUGGUAAUCCAUAUGGCGGAAUGCCUAAUCAUUUCCCGGGCAAUUAUGAUUUUGGCUCCCCAUUUCAACCUUUUAAUCCCACCGUAGGUGUUCCCAACAGCCCAAUACACCCACAUUCUCCUGUUCCACCCAUGAUUCCAUCACCCCUUCACAUGGGCCCAGUUCCGGACAUGCGUAAUGGUCCCGUUGCACCUGCACCAGAACUUGGUGGUGUUGGUGAUGGUGGCGUCAGGGAUAUGCCCCCACCACAACAUUUUCAACUCAUGCAACAAGGCAGUAGUCCACCCCCUUGGAUCUACGGCAAUCCGGCAUUCAAUCCGAUGAUGCCUUCUCCGCAUGGACCUCAUUCCCAUCAUACACACAACCGUAUGCACAUGCCUGGCGCUGGCGGGAAUGGCAAAAACUACGGACGCUCUAAUUACAAUAGAGGCGGGUAUAUGAGAGGUGGCAAGGGUAAACCUAGAAAUGCGGACACCAAUUAUUACGGUCAAGACCACAGAUCCAAACUAGAAGACGGAUCUCGUUAUGUUGAUGCUACACUAGAGGAGUACAUUGGCAGCAUUUAUACAUUGUGCAAGGACCAGCAUGGAUGCCGCUUUUUGCAGAAACAAUUGGACAUUAUGGGUAAAGAGGCCGCGGACGUUAUAUUUGAAGAAACUAAGGAGCAUACCGUCGAACUAAUGACCGACUCUUUUGGAAACUAUCUUGUACAGAAGUUGAUUGAAAGAGUUACAAUUGAACAGAGGACAGAGCUUUCGAUGAUUGCAUCUCCACAUUUCGUAUCUAUCGCGAAAAACCCACAUGGGACAAGGGCACUGCAGAAACUGAUUGAGUGCGUUUCUUCUCCUGAGGAGGCGCAGAUCAUCAUUUCCACAUUGAAAGACUGUGUUGUUGUGCUGAGUAAGGAUUUAAAUGGGAACCAUGUUAUUCAAAAGUGUCUAGAAAGACUACAACCUCCGGACUUCCAGUUCAUUUUUGAUGCUACCUGUAAGGAAUGUUCGAGUAUUGCUACCCACAGACAUGGGUGUUGUGUGUUACAACGCUGCCUCGAUUUCGGUACCAAAGCACAGUUUCAAUCAUUGUGUAAUGUGUUGCUUUCUAAUAUCGACAAGCUCACUUUGGAUCCGUUUGGCAACUACGUUGUUCAAUACAUUGUAACAAAGGAGACGGAAAGGAAAGAUUACGAUUACACCUUCAAAAUUGCCAACUCUUUGAAAGCUAAGAUGGGGGAAUUAUCUGUCCACAAAUUUGGUUCUAAUGUUAUCGAAAAGUUGUUGAGAACACCAGUUGUCUGUGAAGCUUUAAUCCAAGAACUGUUGAAUGACGACAGCGGAAAAGAAAUUGAACUUUUAUUGAAUGACAGUUAUGGGAACUACGUUUUGCAAACUACGCUGGAUGUAAGCCACAAACGGAACAAAUACAUGUACGACAGACUAAAUGCCAUAAUUUCACCAUUAUUGGUGGGCCCCAUUAAAAACACACCACAUGGGAAGAGGAUUGCUGGAAUGUUGAGAUUCCCUAAAUAG
Molecule: messenger RNA, 2490 nt
Organism: Huiozyma naganishii CBS 8797
Lineage: Eukaryota; Fungi; Ascomycota; Saccharomycetes; Saccharomycetales; Saccharomycetaceae
Gene: PUF4
Product: Puf4p
Exons: 1
Coding region: 1-2490 (829 amino acids)
Biological process (GO): post-transcriptional regulation of gene expression
Cellular component (GO): cytoplasm
Molecular function (GO): mRNA binding
Source: RefSeq, a predicted model, not a curated record